Messenger RNA from Saprolegnia parasitica CBS 223.65, 1002 nucleotides. RefSeq lists its product as hypothetical. The record is from RefSeq and is a predicted model, not a curated record. The transcript is spliced from 2 exons. Lineage: Eukaryota; Oomycota; Saprolegniomycetes; Saprolegniales; Saprolegniaceae. Bases 1 to 1002 code for a protein of 333 amino acids.
AUGGACGCGCUGGAGACCGCGGUGGCGAUGAUGGUGCGGAAGCCGGACGUGCCCCGAAGUAUGGUGUCCUUGGCCAUCCUGGCCCUCCAGGCGAGAAAUGACACCGAGCUGGAGGUUGAGAGCCUUUGCAGAGAGCGCAAGAAUGCCAAGGCUGCUGGCGACCGCGCCGAGUCGCAGGUGACCGCCAUGGCCAAGUCGCUGGCGGCGCUUCAAGCCGACUUUGACGCAUCGGCGCACGGAGCUCUCAAGGCCGAGAUCGAGCUCGUCGCAAAGGAGCGCGACGCUCUCAAGCGACGCGCUGACGUGCUCGAGGCCGACGUGCUGCAGAUGACAGGUCAGGCCGAAUCCAUGUGCCGCGACAUGGCCGACUACUACGACGAGUACGUCCUGGAGAAGCAAGCACACAAUGCGCUGCGCACCACGACGAUGGUCUUCGCCGCAAGCGUGGCGGAGAUGGAAGCUGCGCACGAGGAAGAGGUCGAGCGGCUUGAAACUGAGCUCCAAGCAGCGAUCGAGGCCCGCGACAGCAGCCGCGCCCGGGCGGCGACCGCGAAGAAGGAGGCCGAGGCGUUGAAAGCCACAGCCGACACGGCAGCGUCUCUGAAACGUGCGCUGGACGUCGUCACGGAGGAGCGCAACGACCUCAAGCUGCGCGUACAAGCGCUCGAAGCCUCGCUCCACCAGUCCACGCGCGACAUCGUGGACGUUCGCCAGCACUAUGAAGGUCGACUGGAAGCCUUGCGCCAACUCCUCCCAGCGGACCAGCGAGCUGCUAGCGCCGCGCCGGACCGGUGGGUGCGGCCCGUCGCGAGCAACCUGAUUGUCCCGCGAGCCGCUGUAGCGAGCCAGAACACGGCGCCCGCUCCACCAAGCCAGAGCACGGCGCCAGCACCAGCCCACCGAGGCACCGCGCCACGCCUCGCUCCGCGCACGUCACGUGACGAGGCUGUGACGCGGCCCACAAAGCGUCGACUCGUUGUCGCGGAACCGCCCGCCAUUUAG